CGUCUUUUCAUCCAAACACGGCUCUGCGACGUCUAGUGCCUAGCCGGAGCACGACAAUAGAGCCCAAUGCUCCGUCGACAACGCGCUUUCUUCGCCAGCGCGCCAAACACAGCCUGGAGAGCUCGCGAUGCCAGAGGGAUGACAGCAGUCGUCGCGAAUGCGCUGCUUCCCUCGGGCACAUAUAGACCGUGCAGUGCUCUUCCGUCUCCCGCACGCUUCCUCCGCUCAGAAUCCCACGCUGAGCUCCGCCGCGACCCUUCUCCCGCGAACUAUCCACACCUCCGGCCUUCUUCAGUUGCCCACGCGGAACGUAUAGCGUCUUCGUGCAGGGUCGGAGAAGCUAGCAGCAUGCCUAGAAGUGUGCUCGCAAGGGUGGUGGCAAUUCAAAGACAGGUCGCGCAUCGCCAGGAUCAUCACAAGCUUGGGGAGACCAACCAGCGCACUAGAGGGGUGAAGCAGAGGCAGCGUCGCUCAGCUGCACGAGACAAGAGCAAGGGCGAGACUACAUUGCUUCGGGAAGCAGCAUCGAGCGAGGAAGACAGCGUUGGUGGUUUUGGCGACGAAUUCGGCCUCGAUGAGGACUCGGAUGCGAUGAUACAGGAUAUCCUGGAGGACGAUGGAGAGGAAAUCGCGACUGCCAAUUCCAUCUAUCUUGCAAAUCGCGACCAAUUGCGCAGAAUCAUCGGCCUUUCGCAUUACACCAGAAGGAUGCAGUCGGAAAUCGCAGCAGCAAUUAUCGACUCAUUGACGAAACUCCGAGCCCUCCUAGAGGCACACGGGAACUGCCCCAAUGCUACUGCCGCAGCUUCCUUCCAGGAGCUUCGCAUAAUCGAAGCCAUGCAAAGGAGAACGACGGUUCUCGAGCGGACCCAGCGAGACGCUGCUCGAGAAAAGACAAGAACCAUCUUAUUUCUGUCGCUGGCGCAUACGUACCGGAAGCUACAACGGCACACACUGGUGAACAGGGCCCAACUCGAUGAGGUGUCGUAUGCAGCUCAAUCAGCUAAGCUGUUUUUGGACUCAAAGGCGCACAAUGUCUGGCUCACAGCAUUUGAGCUCGUAUACGGGUUACUCCCUCUUCGCGGAGAUGCUGUUGCGCCUUCUCGACACUUCUCGCUCUCGAACCCCCUUCAUAACUAUGCGCGCCUCAUCGCUUGCCUCCAUCAUCACUUAUAUAUCGUGAGUCGGCUCUAUGCUGAGGUCAAGAAGUGCACCAGGGCACUGAAAGAUCUCACGAUGCUAGAGAACAGCGGGCUCGGCCUGACUUACAGUUGCAUGUGUUUGUUCACGGCCCGCUUCUAUGACCUCCUUGAGCCGUUGUCGUCAAUCAAAGCCUGGACCUGGCGCCGCUGGACUCCUUUGCUACCCUCUACAGCACGCUACGCCGAGUCGUUAGCCGCUUCACUUGCUCAUAUCGACGAGCGUGCUCUGCACCUCCUGCGGGAUAUUGCGAGCGACAUAGAGUCCGAGAUUGCUCGGUUUCGGUCACAUCUGUUGGCCAAAACGGGAGCUAUCAAUGCAUCCGGGACCCUAUUACAGUUCACGGAGACUAUCAGACGACAGCUCAUUGAUCGUCGCUUAGAUACAUACAAGGCUGAAUAUGGGAAGGAGUCCUAUCACUUCCUCUGGCGAUGCGGCUACAGGCCCUCGAACUGGCUUAUCAGAGUCUGCGGACAGAAGGUUCCUAGCCGCCGCAAGGCCUUGGUGCAAAUACGGAAAGAUUAUGCCUCCCCGCUUCGCCUACACUAUGUCCAUUCUGAGUUGAAGAUGAACAAGCUUAGAUUGCCCAAGAUCCCCUUAGAGAGAUCUGCUUCGAGACGCGCGGACCGCCGAAAGCCGGGGAAAGCCUUGGACCAGCUACGGAGGCCACUCUUUUCGACACCUUUGUGCCACGAUGCACAACACCAAACGAAUGGAACCGCCAAGGCUGCCAAAGCAUCAAGCAGCGUGCUAUCAACAUCACGCCGGUCGCCGCAUCAGGGCAGUGCGAUUCUUACAGCCGGAUCGUCAAGUGAAGCUCGGGGGAGGACGAAACAGCCGGGCCACAUCAGGAAACCAGGAGAUCGCCAGCGCGCGGAGACACAUUUCAAUGCGCGGCUGCAAGCCAGGACCCCCACAUUCAACGCUGAUAGCCCUUUCUCAUUGACCGCAAUGAGUGGCUUUCCCAUAACAGCCAAGAAUUCUCUUCUGAGGCGAACGUGCAACAUCCUAGAGCUUAGAGGCGCACAUUACCCGGGUAAGAGGGCCAAUACCAAACCCCAGAACGACCGAGGCCGCAAACGCAAAGUAUUCUCCGAACCGCAGGUCAGACCGCAGGACGACACGCACAGCGAUCGGCGACUAAGAGACCGAGUCGCAAAGAUCGGGCCAAAUCGCACUUGCCCCGUACGCCGUGUCCCCGUCGAUGAGACACCUCACCAGCUGCGAUUUGAACCGUCGCCACGAAUGAGAGCACCGCAAUCAACCCCCUUUUUCGCCGAGAGUUCCGUGUCCAAACAACAUUCUGUGGACGGCUGCGGCGGCGUGAAUGGUCCUGAUCGCAACGAUGAAGCUCAGGACAGCGGUGACAGUCCAAGUCCGGUAACAAACCAAGGUACCACUUCUGACAAAGGCGACGAUCGCCCGAACAGUAACCCGCCCAACAACGAGCAGCGCCCGCCGCCACCAAACAGCAGCAUGAGAGAAUCGUCAGAUCCAGAGUACCCUAGCGAAAGCGAGCACGAGAGCGACUCUGAGGAUGAGCUUGACACAGAGGAGGACGCGGAGGAAGAGCACAUACCACUCUCCUAUCAGAUACCCCCUGACUUGCUGCGUGCAGCCAUGGAAGCUUCUCCAAACACCCAGGCCAGCUACUGGAGUCAGAGGCUAUACCGCGGUCCGCACGAUGAACAUCUCUCUACGCAUUACUGCAAGACGAUAGAAGUCGCAGAGCGGGUUGCCAAGUAUUUCCUAAAGGAGAAGGUCGUAGGAUUCGACAUCGAAUGGAAGCCUUUUGCGUUUCCCAACUCCAUCAAGGAGAAUGCGUCCCUGAUUCAGCUCGCUUGUGAGGAUCGGAUAGCGCUCUUUCAUAUUGCUCAGUUCUCCGGAAGGACAGCGCAACAGCUAGUCCCUCCGACUCUGAAGACCAUCCUCGAGUCUCCAGACAUUUACAAGGUCGGAGUCGCCGUCAAGGCCGACUUUACCCGUUUGAGGAACUACCUCGGCAUCCAGGCCCGGGGUGUCUUUGAGCUCAGCCGCCUCUACAACCUUGUCCAGCAUCAAGCGACCGAUCCGAGCAAAGUCAACUUCACUUUGGUAUCCCUCGCAAGGCAGGUGCAGCAGCAUCUGCUGCUGCCACUAUACAAAGGCGAGACCCUAGCUGAUGGCACGAAAGAUAAAGAAAAGGGGAGUGUUCGCGAAAGCGAUUGGAGUCAGGCUUUGGACACGGAUCAAGUCCGGUACGCUGCCGCCGAUGCUUACGCAGGCUUCCGUCUCUUCGACGUGCUCGAGUCGAAGCGGAAGAAGCUCAAGCCCACGCCUCCGCUGCCCCGUCUUUGCGACCAAGAUCCGGUGAGGGAGGAACGACCGAAGACGAAGAAGCUCAAGCCUAAGGCUGCGAAGAAGAUCAAAGAAGAUACGGCGAAGGUAACGGCCGGGGCAUUAGAGGAGGAAUUGGAAGGCGCCGAGGAAGACACGCAGGAAUACGAAACCGCGCCUGAAGAGUUUGCGGACAGCGACGAGUCCGAAGAGUUGGAAUCAGAGUCCUCGUGUAGUGAUGAUGACCCAGAUGCCGACUAUGUCGCAAGACGUGUGGGGCGGUUGACCAUUGGGCGGGAUGCAGAAGGUUCUACAGCAACGUCGCGUACAAACACGAGACGCGUCGGCCGUAUUGCUCUAUCAAGGGUUGGCGUUACCGACCCCGGAUAUCCGGUACUCCCUCCCGUAUCCUCCGAGAACGGCUCGGAAGAGUCCAAUGCCCUUGAUGCUCCCGCUAAGACUCCUCUGCGAAGGCACGAAAGUACCCCUGAUAUUUCAUUGCCACAAGUGGAUGUCGAGAUGGGAGAACACGAAUUCUCGGACCCUGAACUUGAGGAAGCCCUCAUUGCUAUGGACAUUGAGAAGCCUAAGGAGGCGGAGGAUGUCAACGUGACAGGGGAGCAGACGGAAGCCGAGACGGUGCUGCUGCCCUCCGAACCGAUUGAGCAGCUUAGCGAGACUGAGGCCAUGGACCUGGAUACCAACAGCGCAUCCGCAAGGGCGGAAGACACAAUCCAGGAGCAAAGAGAUCCAUCUGUCGAUGCAUUCAUUCCUUCCGAAACUCUGCAACCUUCCACGCCCCCGACCCCGACUUUUAAACCACUCGUCCUGGACACAUCUUCCCACACACCCGAAUACCUCCAUGCUUCCGACUGGGCGCAAUCCUACCUGCACUCCACCAUUCCCUCCGCCUCUUCGCCUUCCUCUCGGCCCUCCCGUAUCCGCGCCACGAUGGCGCAUCUCCGAGCUUACCAUCUAUGGCAUCACCAGCAGCUUCCGCUAGACGAUAUCGGUGCGCAUUUGAGGGAUCCGCCACUAGCGCAGAGUACGAUUUCGAGUUAUAUAUUGCAGGCUAUCAAUCUGGAAAGGCUGGAGUAUAGUGAUGAGAAGUUGAGGGGUGUAUUGAUGGGUCUACCGCCGAGUGUGAGGCUCAGGAGGUGGGGAUGGUUAAGUAGGAGGGUGGGAAUUACGCAGUGAUGGGAUAGGCUCUUGAGAUAUACCCUGUAUUGUAUGUAUAUUGUACAUAGCAUGGCAUUUUGGGGGUUUGAUAUUGAGUAUUAGACAUCUCGG
Trematosphaeria pertusa is the source of this 4806-nucleotide messenger RNA. RefSeq lists its product as uncharacterized. Gene Ontology annotation, cellular component: cytoplasm; nucleus. Lineage: Eukaryota; Fungi; Ascomycota; Dothideomycetes; Pleosporales; Trematosphaeriaceae. The coding region runs from base 67 to 4713 and encodes 1548 amino acids. Gene Ontology annotation, biological process: nucleobase-containing compound metabolic process. The record is from RefSeq and is a predicted model, not a curated record. Gene Ontology annotation, molecular function: 3'-5' exonuclease activity; nucleic acid binding. The transcript has 2 exons.